AUGCCUCUGCAGGUGCCAGUGAUUGACCCUUUCUCUCGUGAAACACAGCCAUCAGCAUGUCACGGAGUGCCUCUAGGAGGCAUCGGGGCGUGCAGCAUAGGGCGGGGGUUCCGGGGGGAGUUCAACCGAUGGCAGUUUGCAGCGGGGCAGUGCGAGGACGCACCCGUGGACGCCGACCAGUUCUCUGUGUUCAUCACAAGGCAGGCUGAGAGCUCAGUGGACGAGCCUCGCAAGUUCUCUUCUGUGCUGUACCCUGGUGUGCCCAAGGGCGUGCGGAGGAAGGCGAGUGGGUUGGGCAUCGACGCGUGGGGGUGGAACAUGGAUGGCUCCCGCAACACCUACUAUGCUCUCUUCCCGCGCGCCUGGACCGUUUAUCAAGAGCCAGACCCACAGAUGACCAUCUCGUGUCGCCAGGUCUCCCCCUUCAUACCCAACAACUACCAGGAGUCCUCCCUCCCCUCCUCCGUCUUCGCUUUCACUCUGGCUAACACAGGCACCACAGCUGCUGACGUCUCACUCGUCUUCUCCCUUGCGAACUCUGUAGGGGGGGAUUCUGCAACAACUGGUGGCCAUCUCAACACUGCAUUUGAGAUGGAUAGGGGCAUCAAAGGCGUGAAACUACAGCACAGGUCCUCCAAAGUGGGCGGCCCUGUGACUCUUGCCAUUGCCGCCCGAGGGGGGAGUGGCACCAGGGAGAGUCACUCCCCUGCCGCCUCUGCCCCUACCCACUCUCCUGUCACUGCUCACUCAACUAACGGAACUGCUGACUCAGCUGAAGGGACUGCUGACAGCAGCACUGACGGGGUGCGCGUGUCUGUCUGCCCGCACUUCGUCCUUUCUGGCCCUUGCAAGGGCCUAUCGGCUGCUGACAUGUGGCAGCACCUAGAGAAGACUGGCACCUUACCCCCCCACCACGAGUCAGCCCUGGCAUCGCACCCCUCGUUCCCCGGCACGGCCAUCGGAGCAGCAGUGGCGGCGUCGGUGUCGGUGCCGCCCGGAGCCACCCGCCAUGUGGACUUCACGCUCUGCUGGGAUGUGCCUGUUGCGCGCUUCAACCCCGAUAGCCACUACCUCAGGUGCCCCUUGCUGGGGGAUGGGACCUAG
Molecule: messenger RNA, 1104 nt
Organism: Closterium sp. Yama58-4
Lineage: Eukaryota; Viridiplantae; Streptophyta; Zygnematophyceae; Desmidiales; Closteriaceae
Source: the annotation of a GenBank genome assembly